AUGAUAGGAAGCGAGCCAAGCAAAUGUUACGAGUUAUGGGGACAACUAUACAAUUAUAUGGCUAAAGUAAGAAAUAAUGACGACGAUGAUGAUGACAAUGAUAACGAUAAUGACGAUGAUUACAAUGAUAACGAUAAUAAUGAUGGCUAUAAUGAUGAUGGUGAUGAUGACGCUGACGAUGAUAAUGAUGACAGUGAUGAUGAUAGUGACGAUGAUAGUGAUGAUGAUGUGGUGGGAAAUUACAGAUUACGCUGUGAUGCUUCAUUCAAGUAA
Molecule: messenger RNA, 273 nt
Organism: Acanthocheilonema viteae
Lineage: Eukaryota; Metazoa; Nematoda; Chromadorea; Rhabditida; Onchocercidae
Source: the annotation of a GenBank genome assembly